Molecule: messenger RNA, 1236 nt
Organism: Brassica oleracea var. oleracea
Lineage: Eukaryota; Viridiplantae; Streptophyta; Magnoliopsida; Brassicales; Brassicaceae
Product: protein ENHANCED DISEASE RESISTANCE 2-like
Exons: 1
Coding region: 120-1031 (303 amino acids)
Source: RefSeq, a predicted model, not a curated record
UCAAGCCCCUUUUAUUUUGUCACACCACACAAGUCGCCCUUUGGUAGAGAGAGAGAGAGAGAGAGAGAGAGAGAGAGAGAGGCCAACGACCACAGAUAACAAACCCAUACCGUAACACCAUGAGCCCUUCCAAGCAGCGACAUCAUCGCAGCUCCACCGGCGAUACCAAGUCAAAACCGUUAAGAUCCGCCUCCUCCUCCGCUACACCGGAAUGGAUCGCAGAAGCAAUCAACGGCGGCUCCCUCCGCCGCGUAGAUCCCGAAACGGGCACCGACGGAUGGGCUUCGCCUCCCGGCGACGUCUUCUCUCUCCGCUCCGACUCCUACUUAACAAAAAAACAAAAAUCCCCCGCCGGAGAUUACCUCCUCUCCCCCGCCGGCAUGGACUGGCUCAAAUCGACCUCGAAACUAGACAAUGUCCUCGCGCGUCCCGAUAACCGCGUGGCUCACGCGCUCAGAAAAGCUCAAUCACGAGGCCAAUCUCUCAAGUCCUUCAUCUUCGCCGUGAACCUCCAGAUCCCGGGGAAAGACCACCACAGCGCGGUGUUCUACUUCGCCGCGGAGGAGCCGAUCCCCUCAGGAUCACUCCUCCACCGGUUUAUAAACGGCGACGACUCGUUCCGGAACCAGAGGUUCAAGAUCGUGAACCGGAUCGUGAAAGGGCCAUGGGUGGUUAAAGCCGCCGUCGGGAACUACGGCGCGUGCCUCCUCGGGAAGGCGCUGACGUGCAAUUACCACAGAGGCGAUAACUACUUCGAGAUCGACGUCGAUAUAUGCAGCUCGGCGAUCGCGACGGCGAUUCUGCGGCUGGCGCUGGGGUACGUGACGAGCGUGACGAUCGACAUGGGGUUCCUGGCGGAAGCGCAGACGGAGGAGGAGCUGCCGGAGAGGUUGAUCGGAGCUGUGAGGGUUUGUCAGAUGGAAAUGUCGUCGGCGUUUGUGGUCGACGCGCCGCCGCCUCAGCAACUGGCGUCGCAGCCGUGUAGAACGCUGAGUUUGGCGAAAGUUAACCACGACGAAGACGAGGAUUGAGAUUUUGAAUUCGAGUACGGACAAUUCACCAAACCAGAGGUCAAUGCGUAACUGAGUGUAUAAUCUAAUAUCCAAGAAUCUGAAACAGUUUUCAUCGAUCUCAGUCAAAUCUAUGUUACAUGUGAGAUGUUCUGGAGGAUUUUGUAAAUAAUUUUUAUUUUACUGAGAAUUUUUUACGAUACAUUAAUGAAAAUAAAUUGAAAUU